Messenger RNA from Amyelois transitella, 837 nucleotides. Its product is annotated as facilitated trehalose transporter Tret1-like. Lineage: Eukaryota; Metazoa; Arthropoda; Insecta; Lepidoptera; Pyralidae. The record is from RefSeq and is a predicted model, not a curated record. Gene Ontology annotation, cellular component: membrane. Gene Ontology annotation, biological process: transmembrane transport. Bases 1 to 837 code for a protein of 278 amino acids. The transcript has 5 exons. Gene Ontology annotation, molecular function: transmembrane transporter activity.
AUGGAAACACUUGCUCGUAGCUAUGAGGCCGUCAGUUGUGAUGGUGAUGAUGAUAGUGAUAAGCCAGGACGGGAUUGGAAGCCCUUUUUAAGACAGAUGCUUGUCAGUAGCGGAAUGUGGACAUGUUACUUUACAUAUGGGAUGUUCUUGGGAACUCCUACAGUUCUAGUACCAUAUGUACGUAGGGAGGCCAAUUCAACUGAAGCAGUCAGUAAAAAUAUGGCAUCUUGUAAAACUGUGAAGCAAGUUCUAAUAAGUGAAAUAUUACAAGGACCUAUAGUGGCAUCAAAUCUAACAGUCGGUUUGUUAGUUAUAACUGAAUAUACAUCACCAAAAUAUAGAGGAUUAUUUUUAACUUUCAAAUCAGCGUCAUUCUUUUGGGGGAUUUGGGUGGCAAAUGCAAUUGGCACCUUUUUUUCACUGGAAAAAUAUUGGGAUUGUAUCUCUUGUGUUGAUGUUGUACAAUAUCAUAACGUCCUUACAGAAUAUACGUCACCGAAAUAUAGAGGACUAUUUUUGACCAUCAAAUCAGCAACAUUCUUCUGGGGGAUUUGGGUGGCGAAUGCCAUUGGUACCUUUUUGCAUUGGAAAAAUGUAGGGGUUGUAGGUCUACUCUGCAUGGCAUAUAAUUUGAUAACAAUAUGCUUUUGGUGUGAGUCGCCAUAUUGGUUAGUUAAACAAGGUCGUUUUGACGAAUGUGCUCAAAUAUUAUAUUGGUUAAAAGGAGCCGAUCAUCAAUCUCAAGAUGAGCUCAAAAAUUUGAUAAAAGCGCAAAAGGAACGCUUGCGCAGACCAAAAAAUAACGAAAAUCAAGUUAAGAAAUACCAUAUUCAUUAG